Molecule: messenger RNA, 1016 nt
Organism: Conger conger (European conger)
Lineage: Eukaryota; Metazoa; Chordata; Actinopteri; Anguilliformes; Congridae
Gene: hopx
Product: HOP homeobox
Exons: 3
Coding region: 503-745 (80 amino acids)
Biological process (GO): cell differentiation; regulation of transcription by RNA polymerase II
Cellular component (GO): nucleus
Molecular function (GO): DNA binding
Source: RefSeq, a predicted model, not a curated record
UGCGUAUAAGUGCUUCGAACCCUGUUAUAUGUUUGCAGCUUACAGUAGCCUAUAUUGACUCUAGCCGUUAUAUGUCGUUUUAUAGUAUGUGCAGAAAUGGUUUCCCUCUUGUUGCUACCCGUAUCGUUCUUGGGCGCCCAGUAUUUCCCAUGAGAUAUUUGACGUGUUGCUGAGUAGUGGUUCCGAGCAGAAGCGUGAUAUGAAUGACAUGAAAACACCUUACAGGUGCAGCGACUGAACGCGGACAGUGUCGCCCCUGCGUGACGUCACCAAGCAAACAUUGCAAUUGGGAAAGCUACAGUAGUGUACAGUUGUAGCUCCAUACUUCGGAGGACGCGAACCCACCUGGAGGCGCUGUGAAUGGUUGCCGCUGUUGUUUACUUCUUAAGCAAGGCGUUUUGGAUGGGAACUACGACCGCGGAGUGAAAAUAAUUCGGAGCGUCCACAACAAAUCUUAUUCGGUUAUUUAUCUACUUUUUUUGCUGUUUUUGCUGCAAAGGAAAUGGCUUCAGAUGGAAGAAACGGAGAUGGUAUGGCAAGCAUGCAAUUAGCGGAGGACCAGGUCAAGGUUCUGGAGGAGAAUUUCACCAAAGUCACCAAGCAUCCAGAUGAGGCGACGCUCAUGUUGAUCGCAGCUGAGUGUGGACUGUCCGAGGCAGAAACAGCGAAAUGGUUCAGGCUACGCAAUGCCCAGUGGAGAGAGGCCGAGGGUCUGCCAGCUGCACUGGGAUCCGUGAAGGACUAACAUGUGGUGAAGGUGCCAAUCUGCCGUGGCCAUCUUUUCCUGACCCAAGACCAGGCUGGAAAGGAGCACUGGAGUCUUCACUUCAUCUAAUCCUCUCCUCCCUGUAUCUAAGCUCUUUGCUCAUUUGCUGAAUGUGACCUGUUUGUAAGUCUUACUUGUGUUAUUUUUUUAUUUUAUUUUACUUUUUAGUCGGUUUGGCAAAUUUUUUUGUAUCAAUAUGUUUACAUAAAUAAAAUAUAUAUAAGUAAAUAAAUAUAUAAAUAUAUCUCUA